AUGAAAGAUAUCAUGACAUGGUGCAAUGAUUCAAGUGAUCGAGAUAGAGGCAUUGAACUAAUCACAUCCAGUGCUAUUCCUAGAACAAGCAAUGAAAGUACUCUUAUCACUGAUGAAACAAAAUCAACCCGAAGUCGAACCUUAACUUGUCCCUCAUGUGGUCAUAACAUUGAAUUCCAAGAUCAGGGCGGAAUCAAUGAUUUGCCGGGAUUACCAGCUGGAGUGAAGUUUGAUCCAAAUGAUCAAGAGAUACUGCAUCAUUUGGAAGCAAAGAUUCUAUUUGAUGUGCCUAAACUCCAUCCUCUUAUAGAUGAGUUCAUACCAACCCUUGAAGGAGAAAACGGAAUCUGUUACACUCAUCCAGAAAAGUUACCAGGUGUAAGAAAAGAUGGACAAAUUCGGCACUUCUUUCACCGGCCAUCAAAAGCAUACACAACAGGCACAAGGAAAAGAAGAAAGGUUCAAACAGAUGAAGAAGGAAGUGAGACAAGAUGGCACAAAACAGGAAAAACUAGACCAGUUUUCAUUGGUGGUGUUAUUAAAGGUUUCAAAAAGAUACUAGUACUCUAUACUAACUAUGGAAGGCAAAAGAAGCCUGAGAAGACUAAUUGGGUGAUGCAUCAAUACCAUAUUGGUAGUAAUGAAGAAGAGAAAGAUGGAGAGUUAGUUGUUUCAAAGGUCUUUUACCAAACUCAACCUCGACAGUGUGGUGCUAAUAAUAGUUCAAACAUUAAUAUAAAGGAUGCUUAUGAAAAUAGACUGAUGAUGGCUCAAGGAAAUGUCCAAGAUGAUAAUGAAGCUCCUACUAUGGAUUACUACAAUUCUUCUUUCAUCAACUAUGACCAUGUUGGUCAUACUUUGGAACCACAGGUUUUUCCAAACUUGGUUAUGCAAGGUGAUGGUUCUUUUAUUCGAUUAGCAAUGGAUGCAAACAAAACAAGAUUGGACAGAAAUUAG
Messenger RNA from Vicia faba (fava bean), 957 nucleotides. NCBI's taxonomy places the organism in Eukaryota, Viridiplantae, Streptophyta, Magnoliopsida, Fabales, Fabaceae. The record is from the annotation of a GenBank genome assembly.